This is a messenger RNA of Neodiprion fabricii, 4272 nucleotides long. RefSeq names its product haloacid dehalogenase-like hydrolase domain-containing 5. NCBI's taxonomy places the organism in Eukaryota, Metazoa, Arthropoda, Insecta, Hymenoptera, Diprionidae. The record is from RefSeq and is a predicted model, not a curated record. The coding region runs from base 207 to 1397 and encodes 396 amino acids. Gene Ontology annotation, biological process: glycerophospholipid biosynthetic process. Gene Ontology annotation, cellular component: mitochondrion. The transcript is spliced from 3 exons.
CCAACUGGUGCAUAAUAACAAUUGCGAUCCACACAUCAGAGACCGUUUAGAAGGGUCAGUACAACACCAUGUACGCCGUUUCGUACGUAUGUUUAGUUGUGUGUAAAUCAAGUAUUUAACUUAUAUAUAAAUCUAAUAAAAUUAAAUAUAGCAACAAAGUGAACCAGUUGAUUACAUACACGUUGAACAGUAACUUAUUAAGUAAAAUGACAAUCGUCAGCUUAUUAAAACGACUGUCAGAAGUGAACAGAUUCUAUGGAACUAGACAUUUAAGUACAAAGCCAAAGUUUGGUCUUCUCUUUGACAUUGACGGGGUCAUAGUUCGCGGUAAAACGGUUCUGCCUCCCGUGCCAAAAGCCUUUGAACGUCUACGAGAUUCGGAUGGCAAAUUUCGAGUACCGACAGUAUUUGUUACAAACAGCGGGAAUGCGCUUCGCAGUCAGAAAGCGAAAGACUUGUCCAAAUGGAUCGGUUACCAAGUGAAAGAGGAGCAGGUGGUGAUGGCGCACUCGCCGUUGCAGAUGUUCAAACAAUUUCAUGAAAAACAAUUUUUAAUAUCAGGCCAAGGUCCAAUUGAAGAUAUAGCCAAGGAACUAGGAUUUAAAAAAACAGUAACGAUCGACGAGCUUGCCAAGAAUUUUCCGUCGCUAGAUUACGUAGAUGUGGCCAAAAGGAAUCCACGCUGCGGUCCGAUAGAUCCUGACUUUCCGAGAAUAGAGGGUAUCGUCAUGUUCGGAGAGCCAAAGGCUUGGGAAACUUCUUUACAACUGAUGGUAGAUCUUUUGUUGACCGACGGAAUGCCCGUUGCUUCACCUCUGGCCAUUCCUUACCCACAUAUCCCAGUAUUGGCCUGUAAUAUGGAUCUUCUGUGGGUGGCCGAGGCCCCGAUACCAAGAUUCGGUCAUGGCGCCUUUUUAUUAUGCCUUGAAAAUGUCUACAAAAAAGUUACCGGUAAAAAUAUGGUCUACACCGCGCUUGUCGGUAAACCGAGCGAAGUAACAUACCACCACGCCAAUCGUAUGAUAUUAAAUCACGCCAAAAGUAUCGGGAUCAAUCACAACAUUGAAACGAUAUAUGCGGUUGGCGACAACAUAAACACGGAUGUUUUUGGGGCAAAUUUAUACGACAAGUACCUGGCUCGUUAUGCAAACGGAAAAGGCAGUAAAUCGCGCAGCAUGGAGAAGCUGAUAGGUAACAACGGUCUGAAGCGUUGCGCCAAAGCUUGUAUAAGUAUUCUUGUCGAAACUGGAGUACACAAACGAGAUUCCGAGUUUAUAUCCGAACACAGUCCCAGGGAUUUUUUACCGGUCGAGGAUGCGUUGUGCAAACCUGCUUUCAUAGUUAACGACGUAGAAUGCGCAAUUGAUCUGGCCUUCAAAGAAGAAAAGUUUGAUUAAUCAAGUGGUAAAAAUUUUAGCCUCCAAUUUUCAGAGACUUUUCGAAUUUCGAUGGAGAAAAUUUAGCCUGAUAUCCGAAGCACUGCACAAUUACGUUUUUGGUAGUAAUCGGAAUUUAGAAUUUGAAACGUUGUAUAAUUUGCUGAUACGAAUCAAUUGAGUCAUGUAUAUACUAUCAUAAAUAUUAGGUAUGUGGCACAAAGCAUCAAUAUUUACGUUAUUCACAUUGUUUGCAAUAUUACUAUUCAAAUCUGUCUUGCCAUUUAUCAUUAUACAUCGCACUCAGUGACAAGAUUCAUAAAAGUCUUUCUUGUUUGCCUUUUUGAUGCCCUGUUUUAACAUCGAAUAUAUGUAAAGAUCGGUUUAUGGCGGCGAGACUUUGUUCUCAGUUUACGCUACGAUUGUAACGAUCUUACUUUAUGUGGGAAAUCAACCCAAAUAAUUGUAACUCGUUUUUUUUUACUCAAAGUUCAGGUCCAUUGAAUGCAUGCAUGACUUAUAUCGGUGUAAUGUUAUACAUAAAUGUUAUAUAUACACCUGUACAAUGUGUACAUACAUUAAACUUAGUCAAAGCAUAAUAGUACGUUCCUAGAUUUAGUUUUAAUAAACAAUUUUGAGACGAUAAUUUGGAGUAGAAGCGAGCGACGGUUUGAAAAUUUUUAAACAUUACCCAUGUAAUAAAUAAUACUUUCGUGACUAUUAAUUGUGAUUUACAAGCAACAUUUUAUGGCUAUUAAAGUAAAAAAGAUCAUUAUAAUUUUAUUCCAAGAUAAAUAUAAAGAGUAGAAAAUCUCUUGCUCGAACGAUAACUAAGAAAUAAUGACAAAAAAUUGAAAAGUUUUCAUUAGAGAAUAAUAAUUUUGAUCAGAGUUUAAAGUCCAUUUUUAUUACAAACAUUAUUCAAAAUUAUACUCAAUCCUAAAUUUAUACAUAUAGAUUAUGAAUGAACUCAAAUGCUAACGAGAAGGCAACUCUGCUCGUAUAUCGACGUAAGACUGACCAAAGCUGAAUUAAACGACUUCGUAAUGUCAAUAUAUGUGCUAUAAUAAUGUUGGCUGUUUAUAUAUUAAUAAUAAUGAUGAUGAUGAUGUAGUAAUAUGAAUAAUGAUAAAAAAAAGUUGCGAUCAAACUAAAGCAGUAGGGUAAAAUUGAUAUAACAACGCACUUGUGUUGUUCGUAGAAAAAUAUUUAGCUGGAUAUGUUUUGUAGUAUGAAGAAUGAAAACUAAUAAUACGAAUAGAGAAACGAAUGAAUCUUAGGAAAACAAAUAAGAAAUGGUAAACAAUUAUCAUUAAAAAAUUUAUUCAAGUGUAAUUCGAAUACCUAACUAGUUUAACAAUUUUAAUCAUGAAAUACACAUUGAAAUAUGAUCUGUGAAUACUUUUUAAAUAGUAAAGAAGAAAAAUUGCACAAAGUUAUUCAACAUUUAAUAUUACAUUGUUGAGAUGGUAAAAAUAUGGAUAAUUUAAUACGCACAUAAAUAUCAGUGCUCAGUAGGAGAUGAAAUUGAUAAAACCUAGAGAAUGGUCAAUUAAUUAACAACGAUGAACAAUUUUUUCACUUACGAAAUGAAAAACGGUCUCGCAUCAAACGCAUACAGCAUUGUGUUUACAGAUUAAAUAUUAAAGUAUCGUCGUUCGAUAUUAUAUAUAUUUUAAUUAUCGGCAUAGGACGGAAUUAAAACAAGUAUUCUCAUAUUUCAUAAUCUAUACGUUUCUCCAAAACGUUGUACGUAUGUACGUUCAAGUACUUCAAUAUAGGUAUACAUUACAUAAACGAACUUGAUGCAAUUUUAUUAUUAUUUACAUUAAAUAUAUCAAAAUAAAAUGUGCAUAAAUAUUUAUCGCGUAUUUGUAAAUUUGAGGAUAAUUGUGCAAGAGUAAAAAAAAACAAAAAAUAAUGAUUUUUCAACACAUUAGAUUGCAGGAAUUAUUGUAGAUUAUCAUCGGCGUUAAAUAAUAAAUAUUGCAAAAUUUAUCAAUGAUACACUAUAGUGUGUAAAUUUUAAUUAAUAAAAAAAACCUUUUUUUAUACUUUUGUUCUACUUUGCUGGGAAUUAUGAUUCAGGUAGAAGCGAUGAAAGCGAGUUCAACCACUUUUGUUAUAUCUGCAGAUUAAACUGUUGGGCUGGGAAAAUUUUAUCUUUAAAAUCCAUUUAUGUGUGUUUUUGUUCAUCAAGUGUUUCGGCAUUGGCUCUGAACUAUGAUUCGAUUAUUUCUAGACAUUGAGAGGAGGGGGAUAAAUUAGACUAGUAUUUUUGAUUUAAGUAGACGAAUAUUAUAAGCAAUGAAAUAAAAUGACUAAUUCGUACGUACAUAUAUAACAAGGAUCGAAUUUAUUUCCACGUAAAAUAUUACAAUGAUAUUUUAUUUUUUCCUAAAUUUCUUAUUUCUUGCGAUAAACUUGUGGACCAUAAUUAAUCUUAAACUAAUAAUUAUCGUUGGAAUACCAGAAAUAUAUUAAAUUAUGCUUGAGCUUCGUAGAUUGAAGCGUUAAUUACAAAUUACAAUGUUUAUUAAUUCCCUAAAAUCUUACACGUAAUCAUAGAAAACGUCACACACAAUCUUUCGCGCACAUUAUAAUCGUACACUAAUCUAAUAAUAUUUACAGUACAGUUACUCUAAUUUUCAAAGUUUUCUGAAAUUAUCUCAGAUUCCUUUCUUUAUCAACCCUCUCUAUUUUGCUCAUUUCUUUUAUUCUUCUCAUUUAAGGUACUCGUUAUUUUAUGUUUCAUUAAUAACAAUUAUGAUCGGUAAUAAAAAUCAUCCAACCACUUUACUUAAUCGCUAUUAACGAUAUACUUGCUGUGACCAAGUCCAAGAAUUAAGUCGUAUAAGUUUGAAAAUUCGUAACAUCUUUAUCGGAAGAAACAGAU